AUGCAGUCUCAGCCUGCUGCUGCUGCUGCUAUUGCUGCUGCUUCGGGGCAGCAGCACGGUCCGCCGAAUUCCUCAGUCUACAGCGACGACGGCCAGCAGAGCGGCGAUGACGACGACAAUGAUCACGGUAACGACCAAGUAAAAUGCGACCGUGGCCAACCAGCUUGCGGGUGGUGUAGUAAAAAUGCACAUGUUUGCGAGUACAAAGAACGAAAGAAGCCCGGCCUCAGAGCAGGCUAUGGCCGCGAGUUAGAGCAGCGUCUCGACCAUCUUGAAGGGGAGCUUCGAAGACACGCCGAGAUCCUUGCCACACAUGGACUCUACCUCAACGGGAGCCCGGGGAGUGUCAACAGCCCUGCUACCCUCAACAACAAUGCCAACACCGGGAAUAACCAUAGGCCAGCAGGCCACCUGAGCAAUCCAAGCCUCCAGAGCAAUGACCAUGGCACACCACGCGAUGCCGGGCCCCCUGCGGUUUUCGCUCACGCCGGCCCGGAUUCGGCUGAGAGGGCUCUCUUCAUGCACAAGCCCUCGACUUCGGCCGAUUUUGGUCUGGGCCCUCGCACUCCAGCCGUCGUCCAUGACAACUUCCAGCACGCGGCAACUACUCAGCCUCGUGUGCAGCCGGCCAUAACCCCUAGUGCUGCCGUCCAAGAGUACUAUGGUGCCCCAAGAGCCGUUCCCCACCAGAUUGCUGGCCCUUCGCUAUCAGCCGUCUUGCCGGCCACGCAAGGGCAAGGAGGCACUGAACAGGAGCUUCCGCCUUACGGUGUUUGUUACGCCCUCAUGGAUCUAUACUUUAAGCACAUCCACCCCUGGUGUCCGAUUUUGGACCGUGAGACGACCAAAGAUCUCUUUUUCGGAGAGAGAAUCCCGAAUGAGGAAGAAAAGAUUCUGUUGCAUGCCAUUGUUGCUACAGCCAUGAGAUUCGCAACUACGAAAAUGCUCCCCAAGGAGAGCCGGCAGCGUUUCUACACCGCCUCGAAACAGCGGGUCUUACUCUAUGGAAUGGAACAUUCGUCCGUCAUGUCGCUGCAAGCCCUGGUGAUUCUUGCGCUGGACCUUUGCGGUAGCAGCAAUGGGCCCCCAGGAUGGAACAUUAUGGCUCUCAUUACUCGAGGGGUGGUUCAACUUGGCUUGGCCGUGGAGACGAACUCCAUGACGGUUUCUCCAAGCUAUCCCUCAAUCUACACUCUUCGCGCCAUGGUCCUUCCAGAGCCCCGCGACUUCACCGAGGACGAGUCCCGCAGAAGGUUGUUCUGGAUGGUGUAUGUGCUCGAUCGAUACGCCACCAUCUCCACGGCGUUUGAUUUUGCGCUCGAUGACAAGGAAAUCGACCGGACCCUCCCAUGCCGCGACGAGCUCUGGAUCAAGAACCAAAAGGCUGACACUCGAUGGUUCCACGCCUCUGACGACGAUAGCCGACCCAACAGCAACAACUCGGCCGACUACCAGGUCAACAAGCCUGAGAAUCUCGGCGCCUUUAGCUACUACAUCGAAAUCCUGGGUAUUCUCUCCAAGAUCCACAAGUUCCUCAAGCAGCCCGUCGACAUCUCGUCUCUCGCCGACGUUGAAAAUUGGCAGCGCCGCUACCGAGAGCUUGACACCAUGCUCAAAGUGUGGAAAUUCGAACUGCCCGAUGACUACAAUCACAUGGCCAAGAUUUAUGAGCACCCCAGAGUUGCUCGUACUUUGAGCUGCGCCUGGAUCAUGCUCCAUGCCACCUACCACACCGCCAUCAUUCGUCUACACUCAUCAGCCGCGUAUCCCACCGUCCGUUCGCCCAUUUUCUCUCCUUCCUACAUGGCCUCCCAAACAUGCCGCGACGCAGUCAACAACAUUCUCGCCCUGGGCAAAUUCGUGGUCGAAUACAAUUUGCUGUCCACACUCGGCCCGCCCUUUGCGUUCACGCUGUGGGUUGCUGCCCGCGUUCUUCUGGUCCACGGCAGCACUGUUGAGCGCAGCCUCAACCCGGAAAUCAAAUUCUUCGUUGACACGCUGCGCGAAAUGGGUGAGUACUGGCCCGUAGCCACGCGUUACUCGAAUCUCUUGACCCGCGUAUUAGACGAAUACAGGGCCAGUGAGAGCGAGGGCGAUGAGGUGACGCCGAGUAGCGUGCGGAUCCUGGCGGACAUGCGACGAACUGCAUUCGAUUUGGACUUGUUGAUCAGUCGCCAGCCUAGGCAUGGCUCGAAACAACAUGGAGCUUCGGCCACUGCGGGUGGAAGCGGCAUUAUGAGCGCAGGCGUCGUGCCUGCCAUGAAUAACAACGCCAACGGGGACUUUGCCAUGGGAGCAGGAGGAGGAGUUAACGAUCUGGAAUAUCUCGACGUCUUUGACUUCUUCAACAUGCCUAGGUUCCCUCUGUCAGCUAUCGCGCCGGGGCAGAAUGUCGGCGGUACGGAAACGAAUCAGAAUCACGGCGUGGACCAGGUGCAUCAUAUGGCAGGCACAGACGGCAAACGACUAGUUGAUGAUGGUCAAGGCAGUACCAAGCAGCCUGGACAACCCAUGAAUGGAGAUGCUAUCCAUGGUCCGGCGCUGGGAGGGGAAUCGGGGCAGGGGGUGGGGGAGUUUAAUAUCAUGGAUUUCAUGGUGUAUCCAGAGCGCGAUUGGCUUGGGAAUUCUCGCGGUUCUUCCUGGGUCGAUGCCACGAGAUCCGGGACAUCUGGAGUUGGAGGAAGGCCUGAGCAGGGGACUGCUGCUAGUGGUCCUAGGACUAGGACUAGGACUGAGAAUCGGAGUGGGAGCACGGAAGGCGCUGGGGCUAUUGAUCGGGUUUAG
Molecule: messenger RNA, 2784 nt
Organism: Sordaria macrospora k-hell
Lineage: Eukaryota; Fungi; Ascomycota; Sordariomycetes; Sordariales; Sordariaceae
Source: RefSeq, a predicted model, not a curated record